UCGGCAUCCUCACUUAACCUCAGCGGCAGCGCUCAGAGUGCACAGAGCAUCAGCUAACAGGAGUGGAUGCAGAUUUACACUUAGGCUAACUGCCAAUAUCACACAUUUUAUUUCAUAGACAUCGUACACAAAAGUAAACUACAACGCUGGUGAACUUUUUAAUUAACUUGAAUCAAAUAGGUGGUAAAAUUAUUUGUUUCUUGUCUAACUGCAAAAACUUCAAACGGAGAUGCGGUUAAUAAUUAAUUUUCAAGUCCUGAAACGAACUUUUGUUGCGUUUUUUGUGAUCACCACCAUCAUCAACGCCGUGAAAGGACAGACAGUCACAUGUGACACCAAGCACUUUCAGUGUGGUAAUGGCAAGUGCAUCCCCCUGAGGUGGGCGUGUGACGGCACGGACGACUGUGGUGAUGGCACUGACGAGCUGCCAGCUGUCUGCAUGGCCAAGACGUGCAGGUCAACAGAGUUUAGCUGCGGUGGGCGGCUCAACCAGUGUGUGCCCACUCUGUGGCUCUGUGACGGCAAAGCUGACUGUGAUAACGCUGCUGACGAGGAAGGAUGUGCUCCAAAGCAGUGCACCAACAACGAGUUCCGAUGCCCCAGUGGCCAGUGCGUCUCGGCGUCCUUUGUAUGCGACGAGGAAGCCGACUGCGACGACGGCGGCGACGAGGCGUCCUGCCCGGCCGCCACCUGCAGCUCGAUCUCCUUCCGCUGCAAGAACUCGCAGUGCGUGCCCCGCCUGUGGGUCUGCGACGGCGACGCCGACUGCACCGAUGGCUCGGACGAGGCCCCCGAGACGUGCGGCACGCAGCCCAAGCCGCCGCCCACCCGGCCCUGCACCGCCCAGGAGUUCCACUGCGGCAGCGGCGAGUGCGUCCACAAGAGCUGGAGGUGCGACGGCGGAGACGACUGCCUGGAUCGCUCGGACGAGAGCAACUGCACACACACCACCUGCCGCCCAGACGAGUUCCAGUGUGGAGAUGGAACCUGCAUCCAUGGCAGCCGUCAGUGUAACCACGUCUAUGACUGCAAAGACAUGAGUGAUGAGAUGGGCUGUGUCAAUGUCUCCCACUGCGUGGCCCCGUCCAGGUUCAAGUGCCGCAGUGGGGAGUGCAUCAGCAUGGAGAAGGUGUGCAACAAGCAGCGCGACUGCAGGGACUGGUCCGACGAGCCGCUCCGAGAGUGCGAUACCAACGAGUGCCUGUACAACAAUGGAGGGUGCUCACAUAUUUGCAACGACCUGAAGAUUGGAUAUGAGUGUAUGUGUCCCUCUGGUUUCCGUCUAGUGGACAAGAAACGCUGUGAAGAUAUCGAUGAAUGUGCCAACCCAGACGUGUGCAGCCAGAUUUGCAUCAACCUGGUCGGUAGCUACAAGUGUGAAUGUAAAGAGGGCUAUCAGAUUGACCCCUCCACCAAAGCCUGCAAAGCCACUGGUACGGUGGCCUACCUGUUCUUUACCAAUCGCCAUGAGGUGAGGAAGAUGACGCUGGACCGCAGCGAGUAUGUCCGUGUCAUCCCUCGGCUGAAGAACGUGGUGGCUCUGGAUAUGAAUGUGGCCUCCAAGGAGAUCUUCUGGUCUGACAUUUCCCAUAAGAAGAUCUACAAAACCUCCAUGGACACAGCCUUAGAUUCCUCCAAACACAGCGUGGUCAUUGGCGAAAGUAUCGAUGCGCCUGAAGGCCUUGCUGUGGACUGGGUCCAUGGGACCAUCUACUGGACCGAUAGCCUCCGUGGCUCCAUCUCCGUGGCGACAGUCGAUGGAAGUCGUCGAAAAACCCUCUUCAAGGAGGGCCUGGCCAAGCCUCGUGCCAUUGUGGUGGAUCCAAUUCGCAACUUCAUGUACUGGACUGACUGGGGAAAUCCUGCACGGAUUGAGAAGGCAGGCUUGAAUGGAGGGGACCGCAGUGACCUGGUGGUGGAUGACAUAGUGUGGCCCAAUGGCAUCACCCUUGACUUGCUGAACCAGCGUCUGUACUGGGUGGACUCAAAGCUGCACACCCUUUCCAGUAUUGAUAUCCAGGGAGGUGGCCGUCGCACCCUCAUCGUAGACAAGCAGAGGCUGGCCCAUCCCCUCAGCGUCGCUGUGUUUGAGGAGAAAGUCUUCUGGACAGACGUCAACCAGAACGCCAUCCUGAGUGCCAACCGUGUCACAGGCAGGGACAUCACCCCAGUGGCAGAACACCUGACAUCACCUGAGGAUGUUGUGCUGUACCAUAACCUCAAGCAACCCACAGGUAUUAAUUGGUGCCGAGGGAGCAAUGGAGGGUGUGAGUUCCUGUGUCUAGCUGCUCCACAGGUGUCCAGAUACUCUCCAAAGUAUACCUGUGCCUGUCCUGACCACAUGGUUCUGGCUAAAGACAUGAGAAAGUGUGUUCCAGCUCCAGUGACUGUGCCACCUCCCGUUGAGCCCAAUGUUACUGAACCACCUCCCGUUGAGCCCAAAGUGUCUGUGUCACCUCCUGUGCAGCCCAAAGUUCCAGUCACCAGUCGCGCACCACCCCUUAAAGUCAGAACCACUGGCCAGCCUGCACCUCCAGCCAGACCCACCCAGCCAGAGAGACCAAAAGUCCCUGAGACCGCUACAGAGGUCCCUGCCACCACUCAACCAGACAAACCAAAUGGAGUAGCAGUAGUCGUUCCUGAGAAAGCUCCCUCAAAUUCCAUGACCCUCUACAUCGCAAUGCCAAUAGCGCUCGUAUGUCUAGUGGCUUUCGGCUUCGGGGCCAUGUACCUGUGGAGACACUGGAAGCUGAAGAACACCAAUACUAUUCACUUUGACAACCCUGUGUACCAGAAGACCACGGAAGACCAAGUCCACAUAUGCCGAAACAAUUCAGACGGCUACAUUUAUCCUGUUCGGCAGGUAGUCAGCCUGGACGAUGAGAUGCCUUGAUGUCUGCAUUGGUGACCAUGUCUGUCAGUGGAAAUGAGGCGGGAUGAAGAUCAAAGCCAUGAUUUAUAUGGAGGUUCUUGGAGGUCCUUUUCUUUCUAAGCUUCUUGGAAAGAGGGAACAACAUAUCCAGUUUUAUUGCAGACCCACCAUGACCAAAAUACUGUGAACAUUACUUUAGGAUGACAGCCAUAAAUUACCCCUACAGGGUACUUGGGGCAGGGCCUUCGGUCAAUGUAGCAGUCCCUGAUUGAUAGGACAGGGCCUAUUGUGUCCCCAUGGGGACAUUAAAGCAAAUUGUGUCGUUCCAUGUUUCAACGUUUCGUCCCCCUCAGCUUGAAGAAGACCUCAAAUGUUCUAGGUUCUAGAUGUUUUUGUUUAAUGCACAAAUCAGUGGGAAGCAAUACCAGUCUGGUAUCUAGAUGUGAAUACAUUUAGGAUUUUGUGAAGUGUUUGUGUGUGUGUGUGUGUGUGUGUGUGUGUGUAUGUGUGUGUUUGUGUGUAUGUCUGUCUGGGUGUGUGUGUGUGUGUGUGUGUGUGUGUGUGUGUGUGUGUGUGUGUGUGUGUGUGUGUGUGUGUGUGUGUGUUACUAUGGAACCACUUUUACAAGGAGCCCGUUGAAAGCCCUGUAGUUCCCUGAGAAGUGAGGAGAAGAGAAUGUAGACCAUGCAUUUGCGUCCAGUACACCUGGAAUGCUUUAAUAUGCUUCUUAGAGUGUAUUGUGCACUACCUCUACCUUACGAAAGCAAGGUCUUGAACUGCCUCAAGGCAGAUAUAGUUGUAUAUGUAAAAUACAAACCACAUGAAACCCGUAAGAGCGAACACUAGUUUGAAUGUUUUUCAAUGGCUAGCUAAGUCCAACCCACAGGCUAAACUGACAAAUAGGCUUCACUGGAUUUUUACUUGCCUCAACAAAACAAAGUGCCAAUAAGCUAUUCUGUCUGUGCCUUGAUUUAAAUGCAGUUUACUUUGGCUAGGGAGCAUUCCACCUUUUGUGUUGUAUUUAUACGUAAUAUAUCACAUUGUCUGUGGAGUGCUGGUAGGGAUAGUUCAAAUGCAGGUCAAUGCAGUGAUUUAAAUGGUGCUAAUCUGCGUUUCGUGUUUGUGCAAUCUAAUUGUUUAGAUGGUACAGUGUCUCAGGUGGUCCAUCCACACCGUCCUUAAAUCUAAAGUUGAGUCCAUAGGGAAUUCCCUAGUUCCUAUUUGUUCUGAUCUUUUUACAGUUUGGUUAAUAUGGAGAUUUAUCAAUAUGUUCAUUUUUGGUUGAGUGUGCUUUUAGACAAAGCAAUAACAUUCCUUAAAUUUGAAAAUUAUAGCAUAGUUGUACUUGUUUUUUUGUAAUGCAAGGAAACUGAGCACUUAAUUCUGCACGACAUAUGUAUCUGAUUUGCCAAAUGCAGAAAAAUCACAGUGUUGUGAAGUGGAACCUCCAUAAAUCUCCAAUUAAACUACAUUAGAAGAUGCCCAUAGGGCUGUCUGUUCAUCACAGUAGCCAGAGUGUGUGAAAGCGUUACACACAUUGCUUUGUGAGAUUGUGAGAAAGAGGGCAGGAUGUCCAUAGUCUGUAAAUGCUUUACCCUCACCAUUUUAGUGGUGUUUUGGUGAGACGUUUUGUAUGUACAUAUAUUUUAUGGCCAAAAGGGAGUGCGAAAACCAUUUCACUUUUUUAACCAGCUAGAUAUCGGUAAUUAUUGUCAACCUUCAGAUUACAGUUAUUUUUCUGUGUAUUUGUAAAUAUGUUUUUCUGUAAAUACUUACAAAUGUUUGUGCUUCAUCCCUGCCCCCCUGUUGUACAUUGAAAAACAUGCUCCAAAAAGGCCUCCUGUAUAUUUAUUUGAAAACACAGACUAUAUAAAAAUAUGUCCAAAUUGGCUAAUGGCAUUUCCAUCACCUUCUAAUUGGAAUUAAGAUCAGUCAUUAAGAUGAGUCAUGACAAUGUUAAAAACAUUUUAAUCACUGUUGUUUUUGUGAAAUCACUUUUAUAUAAACUGACUGUCAUAACAUCAUUUGUGAAAUACCUCCAUGUUGUAUUUUCAAAUGACUGAAAAAACAAAUCUGUACAGUUUACCCUCAGUUGUUUACACAGCAAACUAUCCAAGCAAAUUUUGUCUGAUUAAAAUGAUACAUUUCAGUGAAGGCAUUCUUUUCUACAGUGCUCUCGUCUGUCUGUAAAUCAUACCAGGAGUUGAUAUUUAUGUCACAUAUUGGUCAGACUAACAUUGUAAAUACAGAAAUUCCAGGUGUGUUUGUGAAAUCCGAAACUGUGUGAUGUAAAACUAUAAAAAUGUGUUAAAAAAUCUGUCUGACUCUGUUUCCAUUCAAUUCCAAAUAGGUAGUCUUGUUUUUUUUUUAUUGAAAAUCUCUUCUAUAAACCCAUAACAGUCAAAAUGAUGGUUUAACACAACUUAAUGUAUUCCAACAAUCAUUUGCUAAAAUCAUUAAAAUAAUCAAAUAUAGUUGUCAGGGCAUGCAUUUGAGAAUUGGCUGUACUGAUCAAACGUUGUGGGUUGUGUCGUCUUUAUAGUGAUCUUUGACAUGUGCUGGUGAAUAGAUGUAGUUGAAUGUUGGUGAAUGCUUGGAUAUGGUCAGGGUAAACAUUGUGAAGAAGUCCAUUGAAUAAAAAAUGAAGAGACCUA
Molecule: messenger RNA, 5526 nt
Organism: Alosa sapidissima (American shad)
Lineage: Eukaryota; Metazoa; Chordata; Actinopteri; Clupeiformes; Clupeidae
Gene: ldlra
Product: low density lipoprotein receptor a
Exons: 18
Coding region: 230-2893 (887 amino acids)
Molecular function (GO): protein binding; calcium ion binding
Source: RefSeq, a predicted model, not a curated record